Molecule: messenger RNA, 1909 nt
Organism: Girardinichthys multiradiatus
Lineage: Eukaryota; Metazoa; Chordata; Actinopteri; Cyprinodontiformes; Goodeidae
Product: sperm-associated antigen 16 protein
Exons: 3
Coding region: 297-1895 (532 amino acids)
Molecular function (GO): protein binding
Source: RefSeq, a predicted model, not a curated record
UCUGACCAAAUGUGACAGAUUUUACAUUUACUGAAAUGGACGAGAAAAUAAUUUAACAUGAACUAAAAAUAAUUAAUUACAUAUUUUUAAUGAGUUAUAUGUUUUAUUCAAACACCAGAUAUAAAAUGUUUUAUUAAAAUAAAAAGUAGUAACAUAGUAGUAACAUUAAAAGUAAAAAAAAAAAAAAUAUUGUAUUAUUUAAUCAAUAAGCAGCACCUCGUUGCCAUAGCAACAAAGUAAACAAUGAACGGGUGGUGGAAGGGGUGUUUCCAUAGCAACGUGUAAACAAGGAGACGAUGUCAGCAAGGAGAAAAGACAGAGCAGAGGAGAACAAUGGUUUCUCUGAGGAGGAGCAGGAGAGGAGGAGUGCUGAAGAUCAGGCUACCUCCUCCUCCUCCUCCUCAGCUACAUCCAAUCCAGAGGAACCAAUAAUCCAGAACAUCCCGGAGUCGGUGGAUGACUUUCUGAGGAACUUCCUUCGCAGACUCGGCCUGACUCGGACUCUGAGCAACUUUGAGGUGGAGUGGUACAGCUCGACUCAGACAAGCAGCAGCUUCUUCAUCCCCGACGCUCUCACGCAGCGGCAGAUCCUCCAGAAGGAGCUGGACACUGUCCACAGAGACACCAAGCUGCUCCAGAUGGGAGUGCUGGAGGCAGCGCAGAGCCUGGUCAGGAUGCAGAGAGAGAGAGAUUUCCACCGGAUGCAGCAUCAGCGGGUUUCCGAGCAGAAAAACAGCAUCAUUAAAGACUACAAACAGCUGCAGGAACAUCUGGAGAACUAUGAGGUGGCACUGAAGCAGUUGGAGGAGAAAAACCAAGCAGCUCUAAGAACCAAAACGCUCCUUGGUUUACAGAGAGAGAGAGCUCAAAACCUUCCAGAAUCAAGGCUCAACCAAGACAAACCCAAAGAGAAGCCAGCUAAGAAACCUUCGACACAGAGCUUCAGCAGACAGCCAAAGAUCUACAGGCUGCAGAACCCUCAGCUGGCUCCAGGGAAAUCCAACUUCCAGUUAUCCUGCUCCAUCAGGGCCCACCACCAGCCCAUCAGCAGCAUCGCUCUGCAUCCCAGUAAACUAGUGCUGGCCUCUGCCAGCGACGACCGGACCUGGAAGCUGUGGCAUCUGCCACAGAGCGGAGAGAAGGUGGGCCAGAUGCUGCUGAGAGGUGAGGGUCACUCUGAUUGGCUGUCAGGCUGCAGUUUUCACCCUGAUGGAUCAAAGCUGGCGACCACCAGCGGAGACAUGACGGUCCGGCUCUGGGAUUUUUCUCUGGGUCGCUGCGUGUUGACGCUGACCGGUCACAGCCAGCCCACCUGGGGCUGCUCGUUUCAUUCCUGCAGACACCUCCUGGCUUCCUGCUCCGCUGACAGGACAGCCAAGCUAUGGGACGUGAACAGUCGCUGCUGCAGACUCACUCUUCGUCGCCACACCGCCUCUGUCAACAGCAUCACCUUCCUGCCCUCCUCAGACCUCCUCCUCACCUGUUCGGUUGAUAAAACUCUCAUCAUGUGGGACGCCAGGCUGGGCGCGGGCACUGCCACCUUCUGUGGACAUCAACACCCCUGCAACCACGCCUCGUUCAGCCCUGCGACCCACGCCGUGGCUUCCUGUGACUCUCGAGGCGUCAUCAACCUGUGGGACACGAGGAAGCCAGCAUCACCCACAGCUGCUGUGGACACCGGGCCGCAGGGCGCCAACCAGGUGGCCUUCAACCAAUCAGGGAAGCUGCUGGCGGUUGCUAGCAGCGACGGUUUGGUUAGGCUGGUGGAGGUGGACGCGUGCAACGUGAGCAGCCUGACGGGACACAGGAAGAGUGUGCAGAGUGUGACGUUUGACCACGAGGGAGGAGCUCUGAUGUCGGCUGGGAGCGACGGAGAGAUCAAUGUCUGGUUCUGAUCUAUGGGUCCGGU